Chroicocephalus ridibundus (black-headed gull) is the source of this 7872-nucleotide messenger RNA. RefSeq names its product Rap guanine nucleotide exchange factor 2 (gene RAPGEF2). The transcript is spliced from 30 exons. Gene Ontology annotation, biological process: small GTPase-mediated signal transduction. The record is from RefSeq and is a predicted model, not a curated record. Lineage: Eukaryota; Metazoa; Chordata; Aves; Charadriiformes; Laridae. Gene Ontology annotation, molecular function: guanyl-nucleotide exchange factor activity; protein binding. The coding region runs from base 444 to 5402 and encodes 1652 amino acids.
CCCCGGGCCAGCAACUUCCCCGUCUCCGAGGCGGGCGCGGAGCUCCGGAGGAGGAGGAGGUGGUAGUGGUGGUGGGAGGCGACGAAGACGACGGUGGUGGUGCCCGGGGGGAUGCGGCGGAGCGGGUCGGCGGGAGGCGUCGAGGCGGGUAGAGAGGGAGCGCCGAGCCCUUGUCGCCGCCGCUCCCGGCGGGGCUCGGCUGUCCUUGUCCCCCCCACACCCGUCUCCUCCUCCUCCUCCUCCUCCUGCUGCUCCGGGCGGCGGCGCUGCUGAGCCCCGCGGUGCCUCCGCGCCGCCUCCCUCCUCGUCCUCCUCCUCCUCCUCCUCCUCCUCCCUCCUCUUCUUCUUCCUCGCCCAGCGCUCCCCCGGCCGCGCAGCCCCGCAGCUCCAGGCCGCGGCCGGCCCUCCCUCAGCCCCCCUCCCCGGGAGGCAGGAGGGGCGUGAUGGCGUCCUACGUGGAUAACAGCUUCCGCCAGGCGGUGAUGAAGAACCCGGCGGAGAGGAGCCCCCAGGAUUUGGAGAUUGUGUAUUCCUAUUUACAUGGAAUGGAAGCCUUGUCUAACCUGAGAGAGCAUCAGCUAAGACUGAUGUGUGAAACAGUUAGAUAUGAAAGGCAUGAAGCAAAUGAAGUUCUGUACUACCCUGAUGAUAUUGGUACCUGUUGGUAUAUCCUGCUGUCUGGCUCAGUCUUCAUUAAAGAAUCUAUGUUUCUUCCAAGGAGCAGUUUUGGCAAGCGUUCCGCAGGAAGCUUCAGGCGUGGCUGUGAAUGCAUUGUUUUAGAGCCAUCCGAAAUGAUUGUGGUUGAUUACAUGGAUGAAAAUGAAGAGUAUUUUCAGCGUCAAGCUUCUCAUAGGCAAUCUCGAAGAAGAUUUAGGAAAAUCAACCAAAAAGGGGAGCGACAAACAAUUAUUGAUACUGUUGACCCUUAUCCCGUGGGGAAGCCACCUCUACCUAGAGGCUACCAUACGGAAUGCACUAAACCUCAGCUUCCUGCAGAUUUCACAAAGCUGCACCUUACUGACAGUCUCCACCCACAGGUGACCCACGUUUCAUCUAGUCACUCAGGAUGUAGCAUCACUAGUGACUCAGGAAGCAGCAGCCUUUCUGAUAUCUACCAGGCUACAGAAAGUGAGGCUGGUGAUAUGGAUCUCAGUGGGUUGCCAGAGACAGCAGUGGAUUCUGAGGAUGAUGAUGAUGAAGAAGACAUUGAAAGGGCAUCGGAUCCUUUAAUGAGUAGGGAUAUUGUUAGAGACUGCUUGGAGAAAGACCCAAUAGACAGGACAGAUGAUGACAUUGAACAACUACUGGAAUUCAUGCACCAAUUGCCUGCUUUUGCCAACAUGACAAUGUCAGUGAGGAGAGAGCUCUGUGCUGUAAUGGUGUUUGCAGUUGUGGAGAGAGCAGGAACUAUUGUACUAAACGAUGGGGAAGAGCUGGAUUCCUGGUCAGUCAUUUUGAAUGGGUCUGUGGAGGUGACGUACCCUGAUGGAAGAACAGAGAUACUCUGCAUGGGGAACAGUUUUGGUGUUUCCCCUACCAUGGAAAAAGAAUACAUGAAAGGAGUGAUGAGAACCAAAGUGGAUGACUGCCAGUUUGUUUGUAUAGCCCAGCAAGAUUAUUGCCGCAUCCUCAAUCAAGUGGAAAAGAACAUGCAGAAGGUAGAAGAGGAAGGGGAGAUUGUGAUGGUGAAGGAGCACAGGGAGCUUGAUCGCACCGGAACAAGAAAAGGUCACAUUGUCAUCAAGGGAACAGCUGAAAGGUUAACAAUGCAUUUGGUGGAAGAACAUUCUGUGGUAGACCCAACAUUUAUAGAAGACUUCCUGUUGACGUAUCGGACCUUUCUUUCCAGCCCAAUGGAAGUGGGCAAGAAGUUGUUGGAGUGGUUCAAUGACCCCAGCCUCAGGGAUAAGGUUACACGGGUAGUAUUGUUGUGGGUGAACAAUCACUUCAAUGAUUUUGAAGGAGAUCCUGCUAUGACUCGAUUUCUGGAAGAAUUUGAGAACAAUUUGGAGAGGGAGAAAAUGGGUGGACAUUUGAGGCUGUUAAAUAUUGCUUGUGCUGCUAAAGCUAAACGAAGAUUGAUAACCUUGACAAAGCCAUCUCGAGAAGCCCCUUUGCCUUUUAUCUUGCUGGGAGGAUCAGAAAAGGGAUUUGGAAUCUUUGUUGACAGUGUCGAUUUUGGUAGCAAAGCUACAGAAGCAGGCUUGAAACGUGGAGACCAGAUUCUGGAAGUGAACGGUCAAAACUUUGAAAACAUUCAGCUGUCAAAAGCCAUGGAAAUCCUUAGAAAUAACACUCAUCUGUCUAUCACUGUGAAAACCAAUUUAUUUGUUUUUAAAGAACUCUUAACACGGUUGUCAGAGGAAAAAAGAAAUGGUGCUCCCCACCUGCCUAAAAUUGGUGAUAUUAAAAAGGCAAGUCGUUAUUCCAUCCCAGACCUUGCCGUUGAUGUGGAGCAGGUGAUAGGAUUAGAAAAAGUAAAUAAGAAAAGUAAAGCCAACACAGUUGGGGGAAGAAAUAAAUUAAAGAAGAUACUUGACAAGACUCGAAUCAGUAUUCUGCCUCAGAAACCAUACAAUGACAUUGGAAUUGGCCAGUCUCAGGAUGACAGCAUUGUGGGACUGAGGCAAACGAAGCACAUUCCUCCUGCUUUACCUGUCAGUGGAACCCUGUCAUCCAGUAAUCCUGACCUACUACAGUCUCAUCACCGCAUUUUAGACUUCAAUACUACUCCAGACUUACCAGAUCAAGUUCUGAGGGUUUUCAAGGCAGACCAGCAAAGUCGCUACAUCAUGAUCAGUAAGGACACAACAGCGAAAGAAGUGGUCAUCCAGGCUAUCAGGGAGUUCGCUCUCACCGCAACCCCUGAUGCGUAUUCACUGUGUGAAGUCUCUGUCACGCCUGAGGGUGUCAUCAAGCAAAGGAGGCUUCCUGAUCAGUUAUCCAAGCUUGCUGACAGGAUACAGCUGAGUGGCAGGUAUUACCUGAAGAACAACAUGGAAACAGAAACUCUUUGUUCAGAUGAAGAUGCUCAAGAGUUACUAAGGGAAAGUCAAAUUUCCCUACUACAGCUCAGUACUGUUGAGGUGGCUACUCAACUCUCCAUGAGAAACUUUGAGCUAUUCCGUAAUAUUGAACCCACGGAAUACAUAGAUGACUUGUUUAAACUCAAAUCAAAAACAGGUUGCACUAAUCUAAAAAAGUUUGAAGAGGUGAUAAAUCAAGAAACGUUCUGGGUGGCUUCUGAGAUCCUAAGAGAAACCAACCAGUUGAAAAGGAUGAAGAUCAUUAAGCAUUUCAUUAAGAUAGCACUACACUGCAGAGAAUGCAAGAACUUCAACUCGAUGUUUGCCAUCAUUAGUGGCCUGAAUUUGGCACCAGUUGCAAGGCUCCGAACUACUUGGGAAAAGCUUCCAAGCAAGUAUGAAAAACUGUUUCAAGAUCUACAGGAUUUGUUUGAUCCAUCUAGGAAUAUGGCAAAAUAUCGUAAUGUCCUUAACAGCCAAAACCUACAGCCCCCCAUUAUCCCCCUGUUUCCUGUUAUCAAAAAAGACCUUACGUUCCUUCAUGAAGGAAAUGACUCAAAAGUAGAGGGCUUGGUCAAUUUUGAGAAGCUGAGAAUGAUUGCGAAGGAGAUACGCCAUGUUGGUCGCAUGGCGUCUGUGAACAUGGAUCCUGCUUUAAUGUUUAGAACAAGGAAGAAGAAAUGGAGGAGUUUGGGGUCUCUCAGCCAGGGCAGUACGAAUGCAGCCGUGCUGGAUGUCGCGCAAGCCGGGGGUCAUAAAAAGCGGGUCCGUCGGAGCUCCUUCCUUAAUGCUAAAAAACUGUAUGAAGAUGCUCAGAUGGCACGGAAAGUAAAGCAGUAUCUCUCAAACCUGGAUCUGGAAAUGGACGAAGAGAGCCUCCAGACGCUGUCUCUGCAGUGUGAGCCAGCCACCAACACACUGCCAAAGAAUACGGGAGACAAGCGAUCUGGAAAAUCUGAAACGUCACCGGUGGCUCCCCGGGCAGGCAUCCAGCAGAAGGUGCAGCAGCAGCAGCAACAUAAAGUAAACCAGGCAUUGCAGGUCCCUGCCGUAUCUCUUUAUCCCUCUCGCAAGAAAGUGCCAGUCAAAGACCUCCCACCAUUCGGCAUUAAUUCCCCGCAAGCUUUAAAGAAAAUUCUUUCAUUAUCUGAAGAAGGAAGUUUGGAUCGUCACAAGAAACAAUCUGAAGACGCGGUCUCAAGCGCAUCUUCACAGCUGUCUUCUCCUCCCACUUCACCACAGAGCUCUCCAAGGAAAGGCUAUACUUUGGCUCCUAGUGGCACGGUGGAUAACUUUUCAGAUUCUGGUCACAGCGAAAUUUCUUCCAGAUCUAGUAUUGUCAGCAAUUCCUCUUUUGACUCUAUGCCAGUCUCCCUGCAUGAUGAGAGGAGACAGAGGCAUUCUGUCAGCAUCGUGGAGACAAACCUCGGUGUGGGAAGGAUUGAUAGAAGAAUCAUGAUUGAACCAGAUCAAUACAGCUUAGGCUCAUAUGCCCCGCUGUCAGAGACCAGAGGCCUGUACGCUGGAGCAACGGUGCUUUCUUCUCCUAGUACAGAAGAACUGUCACAGGACCAGGGGGACAGAGCUUCACUCGAUGCAGCUGACAGUGGCCGUGGUAGCUGGACUUCUUGUUCAAGUGGUUCUCACGACAACAUACAAACAAUACAACACCAGAGAAGCUGGGAGACUCUUCCUUUUGGACAUGCUCAUUUCGAUAGUUCAGGCGAUGGGGCAGGACUGUGGGCCUCGGGCAGCCAUAUGGACCCGCUGAUGUUCCCCGAUCAUGGCACAAAGUAUGGCAGGCAAAGUCAAGGUAGGGAGGGCCUUGAUCAAGCACAGUCCAGAGCAAGCUGGGCAUCCUCAACAGGAUACUGGGGAGAGGACUCGGAAGGCGAUACAGGUACCAUAAAGCGGAGGGGUGGGAAGGAUGUUUCGAUUGAAGCUGAAACCAGUAGCAUAACAUCUGUACCAGCAGAGGAGUCGAAGCCAGCUCCCGUGCCCACUCACAUAGCAGUAUCACCAAGUAGUACCAAGGGGCUUAUUGCACGAAAAGAGGGUCGAUAUCGGGAACCACCCCCAACUCCUCCUGGUUAUGUAGGAAUACCUAUUGCUGAGUUUGCAGAAGGUGGCUCCCAUCCAACCAGAAAGCCUCCAGAUUACAACAUAGCAGUUCAGAGGUCUAGAAUGGUGGCACGGACAUGUGAGACUCAUGGGACGUCAACUCCGCAGCAGCAGUCGCAUGGCCAUUCAACUAGCAGGCCUGUGAACAAACCCCAGUGGCAUAAACCAAAUGAGUCAGAUCCACGUCUUGCUCACUAUCCGUCUCAAGGGUUUUCCACAGAGGAAGAUGAAGAUGAACAAGUCUCUGCGGUCUAAGACUUGGGCUUUUCUGGAUCCAGAGUGAGCCACCUUAAAGGAGAGCACAAGAAGACGUCCCUAGAAUAGGAGCCUUGGAACUAUAGUGAAAGGAUGGUGGACCUAUUUGCCUCCUUCCCUGCCUUAAAGCAGCAUGGGGCUUCUUCCUCCGCCCCUCCCCCUUCUGUCCCCUCUCCCCUUGCAUGUGAAAUACUGUGAAGAAAUCGCCCUGGCACUUUUCAAACUGUGUUGCUUGAAAUGCACAGUGCAGCAAUCUCCAAGCUACCACUGUCGCUGUCUGCCACAUCACACAGUAUCAUUCCAAAUUCCAAGAUCAUCACAUCAGGAUGAUUAACUCUGGCUGCACUUCCCAAUGCCUGGAAGGGUUUUGUUGUUGUUGUUUUUUUGUUUGUUUUUUUAAAUCUUCCUUUUAGAUUUUAAUCACAAUCCUAGCACUUAGUCUCAUUGGGAUAAUGAGAUAAGCUAGUUGUCGAAUUACAUUUGGCCUUUAACCUACAAAGAGAAAAAUGCAUUGAAAUCCUUCAAGGAGGCAGUGCUUAUUUGCUUGUUUACAAUGCCUUUGUUACGAUUUUGUAUGUUUGCGUUUCGGAGAUCAAAUACUGCAUCUGCAUAGUAAUUACAGUAUUAUUUCAUACCUGUAAGUAGGGUUGCCAGCCUGAGCUCCUGGGAAGAACAUUGCUAUCACAUGGCUGAGCAGGGCAGAAGGGAGGGCAGAGGUUAUGGGAUGCAGCCUUUCGGGGAUGCAGCCUUUCCUUGACCGUCUCUCACUUCACUCUUAAUGUGCCCCACCCUGGAAUCUUCAGAAGUUUGUAAAUGAGAGCGUUAAUGGCAUCCUCAGCCGUUAAUGGCAUCCUCAGCCGGGUGUAGUGUAAAUGCAGAAACACGUGCUUGCAACUGGCCGGUAAUGGAAGAGGACACUGUGUGUCUCAUACCUGUGCCUUGCGGAACACAGGAUGGCAUGCUGAAAAAGAAAGUGUCCCAUUCUAAUGAGACGGACAGCAACCCCACCUUUAAGUUAUAUAUUAUUUUUAUUUUUGUUUGGUUUUGUUUUUUUUUUUUUACUAUAUAGUAGUUAUAUUAAACGAAAAAUUAACUGGAUAACAUUGCAGUGAAGGCACGUUGGGAUGUCACAGCUCGUGUCAGCUGUUAACACUGAUCUAAUAACCUCCAUCUAUUGACUUUGGCAUUAGGGGAUAAACGAGCCUUUAAGUAAUGAAAAAUAACACGUUUAGAUUUGCCAGCCUUUGCAGAACUAGUCACAACUGUUAAUGGCUUCAUGGAACACUGCAUGUGUAGAGAAGGCCAAUGUGUAGCAACCACCUGCUCACAGCUGCUAUUAACCCUAUAAUGACUGAAAUGACCCUCCCCUCUAUUUUUGUGUUGUUUUUGCACAGACUCCGGAGAAGUGAAGGCUGCCAAUCCGAGUAGUACUCAAAUGUGAGGAACUGCUGGUCUUGGAUUUUUUUUUUUUUCCCAUUGAACUCAGCUGAUCAUAUUGAUCAGUAGAUAAACGUAAAUAGCUUCAACUUUUAAAGAUCAAAUUGCAGUGUUUUUUCACUGUAUCAAACAAAUGUCAGUGCUUUAUUUAAUUCUCUCUCCUGUAAUCAUAGCUUUUGUCUAUUUGCUUAUAUAUCACAUUGUCAAUUAUGCAUUUGUAAUUUUACAUGUAAUAUGCAUUAUUUGCCAGUUUUAUUCUGAAGGCUAUGGACCUCAUGUGCAUAUAGAAAUACAAAAUCCUAGCUCUAUCACAAGUUGCACAAAUGUUAUAUAAGCAUUAAGUAAUUGUAGACCAUAGGACUGCUAAUCUCAGUUCGCUCUGUGAUGUCAAGUGCAGAAUGUACAAUUAACUGGUGAUUUCCUCAUACUUUUGAUACUACUUGUACCUGUAUGUCUUUUAGAAAGACAUUGGUGGAGUCUGUAUCCCUUUUGUAUUUUUAAUACAAUAAUUGUACAUAUUGGUUAUAUUUUUGUUGAAAAUGGUAGAAAUGUACUAUGUUUAUGCUUCUACAUCCAGUUUGUAUGAAGCUGGAAAAUAAAUAAAUAUAACAUUAAUGAAGUCCAUAUUGAUUCUUAUGCAUUUUACAUGUUCCACAUACUUGAACAAAUUUAUGAAAAAAUUUUACUUCUCUGUGUAUUAAUAUUAAAGGGACAUUGCCAAGCGAUGUGGGCAAGCCAUUGGUGUGGAGUUUUUCUUAAUAUACAGUUGUGUUGCUGAUACUAUUUUUGAAAAGUUUGCUGUGUGUACUGUUGAAUGAGAAUGACUGAUACGUUGUGCGUCCCUGGCAGAAACGGUGGAGGUGCCGAAAAAGGAGUUCCUAUUGGAAUGGUCUCAGGUAUAUAGAGAAUGUAAACGGGUUUAAAGGAAGGAUCGUAUUGAUUUGAUAUUCUGUAUGGUGUAAAAGUAAGGAAUGUGUGUUGUAACAUUUAGGUAGGGAGAAGUAUGGAAAGUGAUACAAAAGAAGGUAUUUCA